GCCAAGAUCGCCGUCGUCGACGACGUCGUUGACGCCGAGGCGAACUUCGACUACGGGAUGUACGCUCCGGAUCCGAAUUGCACGCUGCUCGACGACGGCGGCAAUCAGACGCUGCCGCUGCACUGCAACGACACGAUGGGACCGCCGUCGCUCUUCAUCAUCAUCAUGACGAACAUGAACAUCGUCAUCUACGCGAUCAUCUUCGUGCUCGGCAUCAUCGGCAACAGCCUCGUCAUCUACGUCGUCUACCGCUUCGCGAAGAUGAAGACGGUGACGAACAUGUACAUCAUGAACCUGGCGAUGGCCGACCAGCUGUUCCUGCUCAGCAUCCCGCUGCUCAUACACACGUCGCUGAUCGGCAAGUGGAGCUUCGGCACGCCGCUCUGCAAGAUCUACAUGGUGUUCUCGUCGGUGAACAUGUACACGAGCAGCUUGUUCCUGCUCGUCAUGAGCAGCGACCGCUACCUGGCCGUCUGCCAGCCCGUGCGCUCGGUGAAGUGGCGCACGCCGCUGCACGCGAAGCUCGUCUGCGGCUUCGUGUGGACGAUGUCGAUUCUUGUGAUGAUACCGAUCGCGCUGUACGCGCGCACGACCGACGAGUACCACUGCGGCGUGUUGUGGCCGAGCAGUCAGCUCGUGCGAGCCGAGUCGGCCUUCAUCUGGUACUCGUUCCUGCUCGGAUUCGGCAUUCCCGUCUCGCUGACGCUUAUCUUCUACGUGAUGGUGCUGUCCAAGCUAAAGCGCCUCGGCCCGAAGUCGGAGAGCCGCUCGAAGGCGAAGAAGAAGUCGCAUCGCAAGGUGACGAAGAUGGUGAUGACGGUGAUCACCGUCUACAUCUGCUGCUGGUUCCCCUACUGGGUCAUGCAGAUCGUCAUCACGCUCGGCAAUCCGGUGGACACGAACGUGCAGCUCGUCAUCAUCGUGCUGAUCUACUCGCUCGCCUACGCCAACUCGGGGAUGAAUCCGAUUCUGUACGCCUUCCUCAGCGACAACUUCAAGAAGAGCUUCAUCAAGGCGUUCAAGUGCGCGGCGACUAGCGACGGCCUCAACAACGAGACGAGCGUCUUUCCGACGCGCGGCUCGCGCAACAAGGGCAACUCGAAGCGUCGGCGCGGCGUCGACAGCGACGAGGAGGACGACAUCGAGAGCACGCACGUGACGAGCCUGCACGGCAAGUCGCGCGAAAGCGUCAACGACAACAGCGCCACGCCGCUCGCCGACAUGAAGAACGGACGCAAUCACUCGAUCGGCACGCCGAACAGCGACGCGACGCCGCUGUGA
Priapulus caudatus is the source of this 1281-nucleotide messenger RNA. Its product is annotated as somatostatin receptor type 2-like. Lineage: Eukaryota; Metazoa; Priapulida; Priapulimorpha; Priapulimorphida; Priapulidae. The coding region runs from base 58 to 1281 and encodes 407 amino acids. Gene Ontology annotation, molecular function: G protein-coupled opioid receptor activity; peptide binding. Gene Ontology annotation, biological process: G protein-coupled receptor signaling pathway. The record is from RefSeq and is a predicted model, not a curated record. Gene Ontology annotation, cellular component: membrane; neuron projection. The transcript has a single exon.